AUGGACAUAGACAUUCUUCUGUACAAGCGCCAGAGAAAAUGGUGGCCACUGUGCUCACCUUGUUCACCUCGGCUAAACAUGUUCAACCUGAUGAGCAACUGCUGCAGCUGGGUCUCCAAGUUACAGGAGCCAAUCCGGAAAGUGACAGUUCUGGUCAUUGGUCUUGAUAGGGCAGGAAAAACAUCCUCUAUCAGGGUGAUGUUAAGAGAUCCCCCAGGUAUAGAUGUGGGUCCCACUCAUGGCUGUGUACGCAGCGAGCUAAGAGUAGAGAACUACUUGGUCACCCUGUUGGACAUAGGCGGGGCACCAGAGUGCCGUGGGGCCUGGAGGGACCACUACAGUGAGGUCCAUGGGAUCAUCUUUGUGGUAGACUCCAGUGACAGGCAAAGGAUAAAGGAGGUCAAGGAGCUACUGGCAGAUGUCCUAAAGCAGCCAAGAGUGGCAGGAAAACCCAUAUUGGUGUUGGCAAAUAAACAGGACAAAAUGAAUGCUCUGCUUGGAAGUGAGCUGAUUGAAAUUCUGUCCCUUGAAAAGCUGGUCAACCAGAGCCGUUCCCUAUGCCACAUUGAGCCUUGCUCAGCCUUAAUGGAUCUGCGACGCUGGUCAGAGAGGAAAACUCUCCGGGGCCUCCGAUGGUUGUUGCGUGCAGUGUGUCUGGAUUACGCGGAGCUCUGUGCCCGUGUGGCCCAGGACAGCAGAAGACCUCUGGCACCAGAAGAGAACGAAAAGCGUCGAAAAGCAGAGAAAGGACGUAGAAAAACAAAAGAGGAGCGAAUAAGGUCCAGCAAGUCUGAGCUUUGCCAGGUUCACCGGGCACAUGAGAAAGAGCAGAAGAGCAAGGGUGGAAGCAAGCUUCAACCUAUUCGAAACAUCCUGCAAAAGGAGAACACACUGAAAAAGAGGCUGCAGAGAAAGAAGAAGAAGCAGGUUAAGAGCAAGGGAAAGGAAAGAGAAGAAGAAGAACACAAACAGGAGGAUGAGGGUGAAACCAAUGAGGGAGACCAAGAGCAAUCUGGACAGAAAGAGAAACCAAGCAGUGCCCUGAUCCCCCCUAAAAGAGGCAAGUUGAAACGAAAGGCAAAAGUGAAAGAGGAGACAUUGGAUGUUCCAGAUUCACCCGACAACAAAGAAACAACACCGAAAGCUAAAGGGGAAAAGAGGAAAAAGAAGAAAGUGGUGAAAGUUAAAAGGAAAAACAAGAUCAAUACAGAGGAGGUGCCCGGGGGUUACACCCAACCUGUGGACCUGUCUGCUACCUUCGAUCUUUACCGAAAGGCGAUUUUGGCUCUGAAGCAACGACAGGAACAGGGCCAGUGAAAGAGAGUAUUUCACUGCGAGUGAGUCCUGGGAUCGGCGUGCCAGCGACGACUGACACAGUGGCAGUCCAUCAGUUUUGUGCACUUGCAUACCCACCUCUUUAGAGCCACUCUGCUGGACAACAGCAGUGAGGCAUGGACAGAAUCUGCCUUUGUUCUCUCCCGGUAUCAUUUCCGAUUCACUGUCACCUCGCACCUGGUCCCUGAACCAAUGGAGUAUUCCAGCGUGUAGUGAAGGGCCAUUUUGAACGAGCCAGUGACAUGUGUCCCUAGGAAUGUAUACGCCAUUUUUGAUCAAUAACUUGAUAUUCAUUUAUAUUCUGACAAAAUAUUAUUCUGCUAUCCUUGCAUUAGAGAUGUCAAAAAUUA
Messenger RNA from Lampris incognitus (smalleye Pacific opah), 1685 nucleotides. It is a transcript of the gene arl13a, whose product is annotated as ADP-ribosylation factor-like 13A. The coding region runs from base 1 to 1317 and encodes 438 amino acids. Gene Ontology annotation, cellular component: non-motile cilium; ciliary membrane. Gene Ontology annotation, molecular function: GTPase activity; GTP binding. Gene Ontology annotation, biological process: receptor localization to non-motile cilium; non-motile cilium assembly. The transcript is spliced from 10 exons. The record is from RefSeq and is a predicted model, not a curated record. NCBI's taxonomy places the organism in Eukaryota, Metazoa, Chordata, Actinopteri, Lampriformes, Lampridae.